CGGAGAGUUGUCGGCUGGGAAAUGGCGGCCGCGGGCUUGGUGGCUGUGGUAGCGGCUGCGGAGUACUCUGGCCCAGUGGGGUCCGGGGGAAACCUCUCCGGUGCUAACUGUGGACCGAGCCCUGGGUUGGGCCCUGGUCUUGGCCCGGGUUCUUGGAGCCGCUCGGUCGACCGAGCCCUGGAAGAGGCGGCGGUCACCGGGGUGCUGAGCUUGAGCGGCCGGAAACUGAGGGAGUUUCCCCGGGGAGCGGCCAACCACGACCUGACGGACACCACCCGGGCCGACCUGUCACGAAAUCGCCUCUCUGAAAUUCCUAUGGAAGCAUGUCACUUUGUUUCUCUGGAAAGUCUUAACCUAUACCAGAAUUGUAUUCGGUAUAUCCCAGAGGCUGUUCUAAACCUACAAGCUCUGACAUUUCUAAAUAUUAGUCGGAACCAACUGUCAACAUUGCCAGUCCACUUGUGUAACUUACCACUGAAGGUCUUAAUCGCUAGCAAUAACAAAUUGGUCUCCCUUCCUGAAGAAAUUGGACAGCUCAGACAUUUGACGGAACUUGAUGUGAGCUGCAAUGAAAUUCAAACUGUACCUUCCCAAAUUGGUAAUCUGGAAGCCUUGAGAGACUUUAAUGUCAGAAGAAAUCAUCUCCUACGCUUGCCUGAAGAGCUGGCAGAGGUGCCUUUGAUACGACUAGACUUCUCGUGCAAUAAAAUCACAGUAAUCCCUGUCUGUUACCGGAACCUCCGGCACCUCCAAGUGAUCACCUUGGACAACAACCCACUCCAGUCGCCUCCUGCACAGAUAUGCAUAAAAGGCAAAAUCCACAUAUUUAAAUACCUGAACAUACAAGCUUGUAAGAUUGCUCCAGAUCUGCCAGAUUAUGAACGGAGACCCUUGGGAUUUGGCUCCUGCCAUGAAGAACUGUACUCAGGCCGUCCUUACGGAGCCCUUGAUUCAGGCUUCAAUAGUGUGGAUAGUGGUGACAAGAGGUGGUCAGGGAAUGAGCCUACAGACGAAUUUUCGGAUCUGCCUCUUCGAGUGGCAGAGAUUACUAAAGAGCAAAGACUGCGGAGAGAAAGCCAGUACCAGGAGAAUCGCAGCAGUGUGAUCGUCACGAAUGGUGGAGUGGAGCAUGAUCUGGAUCAGAUUGACUACAUUGACAGCUGCACUACGGAAGAAGAAGAAAACGAUGUGAAACGGCCCAAAAGCCUGGACACGAGCAGUCUCAGCUCACAGUUCCUAGCGUACAUUGAACAGCGGAGAAUCUCGCAUGAGGGUUCACCAGUAAAGCCAAUAGCCAUUAGAGAGUUUCAAAAAGCAGAAGACAUGAAAAGAUACUCACAUCAAAACAGGGUUCCAGUUGAGCCAUCAUUGGUGUUAUCAGUGCCACCAAGUCACAAUCAGCUUUCACAUUCAGACUUGGAGCUUCAUCAGAGGGGAGAGCAGUCUGUUGAGCGCGCUCGGAGAGAGGCACAGCUUGCUGCCCUGCAGAAUGAGGGGGAGAAAAUUAGGACCAAGCAGAUUCAGAGAGAUGCUGUCCUAGACUUUGUCAAACACAAAGUAUCACAAAAUCCACAGAAACAGCAGCCCCCUGGAAAUGGUGAGUGUCCCUUCCCAUCCAGAAGGUCUCAGCACACUGAUGAUAGUGCCUUGUUAGUGUCCCUGUCGGGCUUGGAUGGAGUGAGCUGUGUGGCUACCCGGCCUCAUUCUUCUGCCUUCACACCUCUUAAGAGCAGUGACAGAGUUGAUGUCACCUCAGGCUUCCCUAUGACAGACACAGCCCGGCAUUCCCCUGCAUACUCUUUUCCUGCUGCUACCCAGAGAAACCAGCCCCAGCGCCCUGAAAGCUUCCUUUUCCGAGCCACUGUCAGGGCAGAAGCUAGUAAAGGUCGCGCAUCCCCACUUCUGUCCUCUGCACCUGCAACUGAUGCUGCAGACUCCAUAGCAAGACAGCGGGAAGAAGAGCUGAGAUUAAUAGAUCAACUGCGGAAACACAUUGAAUACCGGUUGAAAGUCUCUUUGCCCUGUGAUCUUGGAGCAGCACUAACUGACGGCGUUGUACUUUGCCACUUGGCCAAUCAUGUUCGUCCUCGAUCUGUCCCAAGCAUUCAUGUCCCAUCUCCAGCCGUGCCUAAAUUAACAAUGGCAAAGUGCAGGCGGAAUGUGGAGAACUUCCUGGAUGCUUGCAGAAAAAUCGGUGUACCCCAGGAGCAAUUAUGUUUGCCUCUGCACAUUUUAGAAGAGAAAGGGUUGGGCCAGGUUGCAGUGACAGUCCAGGCCCUCCUGGAACUUGCCCCACCCAAGCAGCAGCCGCAGCAGCAGCCACCACAGCUCUCUGCUGUCUGAGGUCUCCCCGGGCCCUGCAUGUUGGCACAGCAGGACAAGGAGCAGGAGGACUCGAUCGCUGGUGCUGCCUGCUCAGAGUGAGCCCUGCGUGUUCCUAGAAGCACUGUCUCAUGAUUCCUGCUGGGAAUAUUGUGUUCCAUUUCUCCAUUUUAGGGGAGAUUAAACCCAUUUCCACUAUUUCUUAUUUUUAAUGAAGACACAGUUUUUUUAAUUGGAACUUUCAUUCCUGAGGACCCAUCAUGGAAGACUAAGCUGCCUGUGCUUUUCUUCAUGGGGAGCAGGCUCGUUUUCCAUGCCAGAGCCAGUAUUUUCACAGCUGGAUAGCAAGCUCUUUCAGAGGACAGAUGUGUUAUCAUCUCUGCCAGCUGCCAGGUGUCUACAGCUCGAUGGUUUCCACCAUUGGACUUGAUUCUUCUGGAGCAUUUGUGAAAUCCAGACUUGUAUCAAAGGUUGGGACGUGGCCUGGGAGCCUGCAUUUUCAGCAGACAUUGUGUUUCUCGGGCAGUGGAGACCACUGUUUCCAGACACAUAGUUAUGUGGUUUGGGGUACCACCCCUGCUGCAGUUCUCAACCACAUUCAAAUCAAAGGCUAACUUUAUGAUGGCUUGGACUUCUCUGUCAAAGAGAGCAAAACCAUAGAGAAGCCCGAGGUUCUGCACAGUAUAACAGGUAUCUAAGGCCAGUACCCAGGCCCCUCCCCAGGCCUGCCUACUCCUACCCCAUCUUUUCCUAGAGAGUGGUUCCGUGCUCACCCUGCUGUUUCCUGAACAGACACACUCCACACACAGUUGUAAGCUAUAAAGUGUAGCACGCACUACCCAGCAGUGUUUGCAUUUGCCUCAGUGAGCCCUGCGUGCUGAUCCCAGGCACCUGGACCAGGCACAGCAGACUCAGUUCCCCGCUCCUGGGACUGAACACAAAGCCAAUAGGACUGAAGGAAAGACAUAUCUUAGAAUCCUUGUAGGUGACAGCUAGUUUCCAUAGCUACAAGAAAGCACUGAGAGCAGCUUCUUGUCUCUCAUCUGUCCCCUCCCUGAGACCCUCCACUGUGAGCAGAGAACAAAUAGACCAAGGACUCCAGCACAGUGUAUGGUCUUUAUUUAAGCACAAAGGCUUCUCUCCCCUGAGAUUUUGGACUCCUUAAUUGUUAGUUGUGUCUUUGGUGUUUGCUGCAGUUAGAACCCAAAUACAGUAAUUACAUAAAGCUUUUUAUUUUAUGGGUUUUUUUUCCUAUAGAUGUUAACUUUUGUGGGUUUUCUUCCCAAGGCUUGCAUUUCAGAACAGUAUUACCCUGUGCAGCAUCUGAAACCUUUGAUACUGGACCAGGCUCCAUCCCAUCCCCAGCAUCACCUGAAAAAGGUUCAGAGAGGCACAUGGCCUGUGACUCCAGACAUCCCAGAAGUGGGCGCUGGAGGAUCAGGAUUGGGAGCCCAGUGGGCUGUACAGACUGUGGCUGGAGACUUGCUGCUCCAGCAGAUCAGGGUUCAGAUUCCAACACCCACAGGUCAGUUCACAACUGCGUGUAACUCCAAGGGUCUGCAAGUACCAGACACACACAUGGUGUACAGACAUGCAUGAAGGUAAAACGCUCAUGUACAUAAGAUGAAUAUCUAGUCAAAAUAAUGUUUCUCCUUGUUUGUGCAGAGAAGUGUUGAUUAGAAUGCUGCCACUUUUAUUCAAGUUUAAAAGUCUGUAACAGCAGCCAGGCAUGAUGGCUCAUGCCUGUAACUCCAGCAACUAGGGCAGGAGAAUCAUGAAUUUCAGGCCAGCCUUGGCUACAUAGCAAGACCUUAUCUUGAGAAAAAGUAAGUGUAGCAUAGAGCGUCUGCGCUCCUGCCCAGUCCUUGGUGGUCCUCACAGAACAGUAGGAGCAGAGCCCGGAGCCCAGCCCUCGUCAGCAGUCCCCAGAGCCAGCAGCCAGAGCUUGCUUAUGACCAGCUGUGCUCUGCAGUGCACAGUUGCUUCCGUCUAGGCAGCAUAGACCUCCGCAUAAUUUCUAAAUUCCAGACUUUAACUGUAUAGAAAAUGGCUCCAGAAGACAUUGCAUAAUACAACACUUGGAAUAGCCGCAAGAGUUCCGAAGAGAAAGUUGACGUUGCCGAGCAUGGUGGCACAUGCCUUUAAUCCCAGCUUUUGAGGGACAGAGGAGGCAGAUCUGGUCCACAUACUGAAUUCCAGGCCAGUCAGGGCUCCAUAGUGAGACCCUACCUCAGAGAGAAGAGGAGGACAUUUUAACACUGUCGCUCUCCUAUGACACCUUUGAAUGGUCAGGGCAGGAACUGUGGUACAGCUCCUGUGAGUCAGCACACAACAAGUCCGGGCUUCUGUUGGGCCUUGGUGACUUCUUACAAGUUUCCAAAUUGGAAAGGACAAUUCAUUUGGGUAUUCAACCUUGCUAGGCCCCAGCAGGAGAUAGGCUAAUAUCUAAUUAGCUUAUUAGCCAUGGCAUAGUCCCCUGACUGGAAAUGGCUACCUUGCCCAUGCUAAGGUAGAUACGCCAAGAGCCUGCCCGGCUCUGCCCUGCCACCACAGAGACGCUAUGGCAGCAGUCUCCAGGCUGCCUGGCACUCCGACCAGGAUUUCCCUGUAAUGAACAAGUCUGAUAAACUCUCUGGAGGAGGAACCUUGGUAUCUGUCUAGAACAGAUGAGAAAAGGCAGAGCAGUGCACGGCUUCAACCCAGCAGCUCUGUAGAUCCACCCUUGCAGCUAAUGAGGGAGCCCUCCACUUCUUUGCCUCCUCUAGUCAGCAGUGACUAACGACGUGACAGGCGGAGGAGUCUGAUGGACUUUUAAGAACUAAGUACCUAGAUGGUUGUAGAAAUGAAGGAAAACUUGGUUAUAGAAGCCUUUUGUAUACACAUUGCAGUGAGGUGGUUUACAGCAGAUUUUAUUUCUGAAAUGUUAUAAACUUGUAAUUAAUGAAAGGUUUUAUAAACAUUGUCCUAUAUUUGUAUGUUUGUAAAUAUAUUGUGUAAGUUCUAAGUAUAAAUAUGUCAAUACUGUGUGUUAUUUUAAAUUGCUUGUAUGUCAUCUUAUAUAUGGACAUUAAAAUAAAAGCCAAUCCUCCAGUAGCAUGUAAUAAACACUUUAAAAUAUUCCA
Messenger RNA from Rattus rattus (black rat), 5444 nucleotides. RefSeq names its product leucine rich repeats and calponin homology domain containing 3 (gene Lrch3). Bases 22 to 2343 code for a protein of 773 amino acids. The record is from RefSeq and is a predicted model, not a curated record. The transcript is spliced from 21 exons. Gene Ontology annotation, molecular function: protein binding. Lineage: Eukaryota; Metazoa; Chordata; Mammalia; Rodentia; Muridae.